This is a messenger RNA of Cololabis saira (Pacific saury), 1313 nucleotides long. RefSeq names its product zinc finger protein 665-like. Gene Ontology annotation, molecular function: RNA polymerase II cis-regulatory region sequence-specific DNA binding; DNA-binding transcription factor activity, RNA polymerase II-specific. The record is from RefSeq and is a predicted model, not a curated record. Gene Ontology annotation, biological process: regulation of DNA-templated transcription. The coding region runs from base 1 to 1206 and encodes 401 amino acids. Lineage: Eukaryota; Metazoa; Chordata; Actinopteri; Beloniformes; Belonidae. The transcript is spliced from 2 exons.
AUGGAGAAACGUAAAGGCAAAGAGAGGCCCAAAGGUUACCCCUGUGAUCAGUGUGAGGAAGUCCUCGCCACUUCAUCAACCUUGAAGAGACAUAAGAAGAUUCACACUGGAGAGAAGCCGUACGGAUGUGAUCAGUGUGGGGCAGCUUUUGGCAGAGCAGAUCAUUUAAGAACUCACCAACGUGUUCACACUGGAGAGAAGCCAUACAGAUGUGAUCAGUGUGGGGAAGCUUUUAUUAAAUCAGGUGCUUUAAGAUGUCACCAACGUAUUCACACUGGAGAGAAACCACACAGAUGUGAUCAGUGUGGGGCAGCGUUUACUGCAUUGGGUACUUUAAGAACUCACCAACGUGUUCACAGUGGAGAGAAGCCAUACAGAUGUGAUCAGUGUGGGGAAGCUUUUACUCAAUCAAGUAAUUUAAGAAGUCACCAACAUAUUCACACGGGAGAGAAGCCAUACGAUUGUGAUCAGUGUGGGGCAGCUUUUGCCAGAGCAGAUUAUUUAAGAACUCACCAACGUGUUCACAGUGGAGAGAAGCCGUACAGAUGUGAUCAGUGUGGGGAAGCUUUUACUCAAUCAAGUCAUUUAAGAAGUCACCAACAUAUUCACACGGGAGAGAAGCCAUACGGUUGUGAUCAGUGUGGGGCAGCUUUUGCCAGAGCAGAUCAUUUAAGAAGUCACCAACGUGUUCACACUGGAGAGAAGCCAUACAGAUGUGAUCAGUGUGGGGAAGCUUUUACUGAAUCUGGUACUUUAAGAAGACACCAACGUAUUCACACUGGAGAGAAGCCGUACAGAUGUGAUCAGUGUGAGGCAGCUUUUACCACAUCAGAUGUUUUAACAAAGCACCUUCGUGUUCACAGUGGAGAGAAGCCGUACAGAUGUGAUCAGUGUGGGGCAGCUUUUACUGCAUUGGGUACUUUAAGAAAUCACCAACGUAUUCACACUGGAGAGAAGCCGUACAGAUGUGAUCAGUGUGGGGCAGCUUUUACUGAAUCGGGUACUUUAAGAACUCACCAACGUGUUCACACUGGAGAGAAGCCGUACAGAUGUGAUCAGUGUGAGGCAGCUUUUACUGAAUCGAGUCAUUUAAGAAGGCACCAACGUCUCCACAGUGGAGAGAAGCCGUACAUAUGUGAUCAGUGUGGGGCAGCUUUUGCCAGGUCAGAUAGUUUAAGAAGUCACAAUUGUUUUUACAUUGGAUAAAUGUGUGUAUGAUGAGCAGGGCCGUUCCUGACCCAUUUGGCACCCUAGGCAAAAUAUUUGCUGGCGCCCCCACCCCGUUCCCGUCCUGUCCCGUCCCGUCCACUACC